Messenger RNA from Coregonus clupeaformis (lake whitefish), 1506 nucleotides. Its product is annotated as cathepsin Z. Gene Ontology annotation, cellular component: lysosome. The transcript has 6 exons. Bases 56 to 952 code for a protein of 298 amino acids. The record is from RefSeq and is a predicted model, not a curated record. Gene Ontology annotation, molecular function: cysteine-type endopeptidase activity. NCBI's taxonomy places the organism in Eukaryota, Metazoa, Chordata, Actinopteri, Salmoniformes, Salmonidae.
CGCAUUGAACAUAUCAAGGAAGAAGACGUCAAGGACGAAGAAGAAGUAAAGCAACAUGGCGUCUGCUAUUCCAAUGUUUUUGUUGUCAAAUGUAUUUUUCAUUUUGGAGGCAGCGGAUAGCGAUCUGAUGCUAGGCGCAUGCUACAAACCUAUCCGGGACGGUAGACCUACAUCUGUCAAGACAUAUCCCCGACCCCAUGAAUACCUUAAUGUGUCUGAGCUGCCAGCGUUUUGGGACUGGAGGAACAUUGAGGGGAAAAACUAUGCGAGCAUCACGCGGAACCAGCACAUUCCACAGUACUGCGGCUCGUGCUGGGCCAUGGGAGCUAGCAGUGCGAUUGCCGACCGUAUCAACAUCAAGCGUGGUGGCAUGUGGCCGUCAGCCUACCUGUCUGUCCAGAACGUGAUAGACUGUGGCCAUGCUGGGUCCUGCUACGGAGGAGACCACACAUUGGUGUACCAAUACGCUCACCAGAAGGGCAUCCCUGACGAGACAUGCAACAACUAUCAGGCUAAGAACCAAAAGUGUCAGCUGUUCAACCAGUGUGGGACGUGUUCCUCUGAUGCGUGUGCUGUGGUGCAGAACUACACCCUGUGGAAGGUAGGAGACUACGGGGAGGUGUCAGGACGAAACAAGAUGAAGGCGGAGAUAUACACCAACGGACCAAUCAGCUGUGGUGUGAUGGCUACGAAGGGUCUGGAGGCGUAUAGUGGUGGUGUGUUUGCUGAGUUCCACCCCCUGUCUCUAAUGAACCAUAUCAUCUCAGUAGCAGGCUGGGGGGUGACGGAGGACGGGACAGAGUACUGGGUGGUCCGCAACUCCUGGGGAGAGCCUUGGGGAGAGUACGGCUGGGCGAGGAUCGUGACCAGUGCUUAUAAAGGAGGGAAAGGCAACUGGUACAACCUGGCCAUUGAGAAGAGCUGUGCCUACGGAGACCCCAUCAUUACCUAGAGGAAAGGAGGAAGGAAGGAACUGAGUCUGAUUUCUGUGGUAUCAUAACAAUCAGCUGGCUGACCGGAGGGUUGGACCUGAUCAUUACUGAACAUUAAUAUUGGAGAAUAAUGUGUGUCACUCAAACAGUUGACCAGUUCUGCAGUUCUGGUGUCAAAUGGUGUCACAUAGUAGGAGAUUGGAGUUGAUGGGGAGAACGUUAGGAAGAUCUGGGCUCGUAUUAGAGUUGGAGCGCUGAUCUGGGAUCAGUAUUGCCUUUUAGAUCGUAAUGAAUAAGAUUACAUGGACAGUGGGAACUGUUCCUCAGAUCAGCACUCCUGCUCUGAAAUGCUUUAUGAAUACGGCAAGGCCUUGGCUUUCAGCUCAACUCAUGGGUCCUGCGACAGACUACUUUCAGCUCAACUCAGUGUAAACAUAUGAAGGUCCUGUGACAGCACUGAAACGCUGUCAAACACAACUACACUGAACCACACUGCACACUAAUUCUGGCCUAUUUGAAUGAUGUUAUUAACACAUUUUUUUUUGAAAGAAUAAACAAUGAUUUAGCCUUUUCA